This is a messenger RNA of Periophthalmus magnuspinnatus, 3128 nucleotides long. It is a transcript of the gene sdcbp2, whose product is annotated as syndecan binding protein (syntenin) 2. The record is from RefSeq and is a predicted model, not a curated record. Lineage: Eukaryota; Metazoa; Chordata; Actinopteri; Gobiiformes; Gobiidae. The transcript is spliced from 9 exons. Bases 205 to 1131 code for a protein of 308 amino acids. Gene Ontology annotation, cellular component: plasma membrane; cytoplasm. Gene Ontology annotation, molecular function: protein binding.
GUGCGGGCUUACGUCACUUUCCAGAAUUCCCCUUCGCUUCGUCUCACGUCCACUCCCAUAACACACAUCAGAACUGCAGCCGUGUACUCCUCCUCCUGUGCCUGUACCUCAGAGCAGCCUGCCCCGCCUCAGCGCCUCUAUCUCUGGCUCCAGACCCGCGUCUGUCCCCGAUCCUCUCCACUAUCUACGGCCCGCGGUGUGAAGAUGUCUCUGUACCCGUCUCUCGAGGACCUGAAGGUGGACAAAGUGAUGAGGGCUCAGACUCAGCUGGCCCAGUCCACCCUCGCCCCAAUGCCUGCGCUCCCAGAGGGCACCUACCAGGCCCUGCCCAUGAGUGCGCCCCCUGUGGGUGUGCCCGCCGCUCUACCAGCCUCCAAUCUCUACCCAAACCUGGAGGAGCUUGGAGACUACAUGGGCUUAUCUCUGAACAGUGAGGAGGUGCAGAGGAACCUGGCUCUGGUGCCCGUCAGUGACAAUGUGGCAGUGCCCUUCUCUCCAUACGGUGCCAUGGUGCGCCCGGUGACUGGGGCAGACGUGGGCAUCAGACGAGCUGAGAUCAAACCUGGACUCCGGGAGGUCAUCCUGUGUAAAGACCAGGACGGGAAAGUGGGACUGAGGCUGAGGGCCAUAGACAACGGAAUCUUCAUUCAGCUGGUCCAGUCUAACUCCCCCGCUUCUCUGGCUGGUCUGCGUUUUGGAGAUCAGGUUCUGCAGAUAAACGGUCAGAACGUUGCUGGGUGGAGCGUGGACAAAGCUCACAAAGCUCUGAAGGCUGCGGCCGAGACCAGGAUCGAGAUGGUGGUGAGGGACAGGCCAUUCCAGCGCACAGUGACCAUGCAUAAGGACAGCUCGGGCCACGUCGGCUUCAUUUAUAAAAACGGUAAAAUCACGUCUUUGGUCAAAGACGGAUCUGCCGCUCGAAACGGGCUCCUGACCGAACACUACAUCUGUGAGAUCAACGGUCAGAACAUCAUCGGACUAAAGGACUCUCAGAUUAAAGACAUCCUGAGCACGUCGCCCAGCGCCAUGACUAUCACAAUCAUGCCCAAGUUCAUUUACGAUCACAUGAUCAAGAGGAUGUCCACUGGUCUGCUGAGAUCAGCCAUGGACCACUCUGUGCCCGAGGUCUGAGGGAGAACGGGGCCAAAAUGUGUCCUCCUCCUCCUCCUCACCACCUCAUCCCUCCAUUCUCAUACUCUGUGCCCGAAGUCUGGGGAAAGAGGGAGAGCAUGCCUCCAAGAUGUCUUCUCUCCUCCUCCACUUCUCCCCAUCUCAUCCCUCCAUCCCUCACCCCUCUGUUCCUGAGGUCUGAGAGGGAGAACCUGUCUCCUCUCUUCCUCGUCCUCACCCCUCUAUCUGAGGUCUGAGAGGGAGAAGAUGUCUCCUCUCAUCCUCCUCCUCACCUCAUCCCUCUAUCCUCAACCCUCUGACCCUGAGGUCUGAGAGGGAGAACAUCUCACCACCUCUUCCUCAUCCCUCCAUCCUUACCCUUCUAUCCCUGAGGUCUGAGAGGGAGAAUGUGUCUCUUCUCAUCCUCCUCACCUCUUCCUCAUCCCUCUGUCCCUGAGGUCUGAGAGAAAGUCUCUUCUCUUUAUCCCUCACCUCAAGGGAGAGAAUGCGUCUGAUCCAAGAUGGCUCCUCUCCUCCCCUCUCUCCUCCCCUCUCUCUCCCUCUUCUCGUUUACCAUAAUACUCUCCGUCCUAACUCCUUCACUACUUCCACACUGACACUUUUUUAAUGUUUAACUUUUAGGCUUCUUAUUCAUGUUUUUAUUUUUAAUCUUGUACAAAUGUUUUCUGGCAGCACAUCUGAUUUAUGCUGAGAUCACAUGACUUUCCAAUGCUGUAUUAUCAUAGUAACUGUUCCCAAACCUGUUCUGUCCUGGUCCCGCCCUUCAACUCUAAGUGCACAUAAGACUUAAAGCUUGUCUGUGGAACUUUUCUCAAUGAGCCAUAAACCUGAACACGCUCUAAGCACCACACCCCCGCUCCAAAGGCCAGCUCAAAAUGGCCGCCACUGCCUCCCGUGUUUGUCCAAUAGUUUAAAGGGGGGGUAUUAUGCAGGUUUUAGAUGUCAUCCAUGCAUGUCUGAGUAAUCUAGAGAUCUCUCCCAGGCCCUAUUCAAACCCUCUUUACAGUGUGUUACAGUUAAUAUCCCAUAGAAGUAAAAUACCCCCUCUUUAAUAACCCAUAGAAAUAAAAUACCCCCUCAUUAACAAGAAGCCGUGUUAAAAGCAUUCAGGCCUGGCUUGUGGUUCUGUUACAGACACAAAGUUCAGCUUCUUCAAAAGAAAUUAUGUUUACACUUCAAACGAGGCAUUAAUAAAAGGCUUCUCUUUCUGUUUAAGGCUUCUUCUUUUGUUUAAAGCUUCUUUUGUUUAAGUCUUCUUCUCUUUAAAGUCUAAAGUCGCACGAUUAAAAUGGGAAUCUAUGUGACCAAACAUGUUCUGCUUCAAUGUGCGGUAGCCCACCCUUUUCUGAAAUUAUGACGUCACUUUGCAUAGCCCCGCCCCCUCUGGUUCAUCAUGUUUGUGAGGUAAAAUUUUGGGCGAAGUCUGCUGUGUUCAGGGCCAAACAUUUCUGAGUCAGGGUUGUAUUAAAGCGUUUGAUUGGCCCAAAUGAACGUUGAGUUUGUGUUGGAUCCCCAUGUGGUGUUGACGGGCGCCUGUAAAUCCUGAGCAGUUCACGUUAUUAAAAAUCACUGAGACGUUAAAGACCAAAAGCAGGUGAGACUCUGCAUCGGACCACGGCGUUGGCGCCUGAACGCAGCUCACUACGCUCAAACACUAAGUGCACUUUGACCUGAGGGUCUCCUCAUUUCAAUUCAUCCAGAGCCAGAGUCUAACCCUCAGCCCCGUCACAGCUCCAGCUUUUGGCCCCUGUGUGUGGAUAUUGUGGGUUUGAUUCCCGCCCCUGUGUGCGGAGGUUGUGGGUUCGAUUCCUGCCCCAUGUGUGCAGGUUGUGGGUUCGAUUCCCGUCCUGUAGAUGAGCCUCUCCUGAUGCUGUUUGUAUUCGAUGUGUUCUGAAUUUUCAAAGUUUCUGAAUUGUUCUGUCCUGUAAAAAGUUUAUAUCGAAUGUAACGAGAUGAUAUUGUAAAACAAAUAAACUGUCCUCUGCCUCUCUCAAUCU